Messenger RNA from Paramisgurnus dabryanus, 3383 nucleotides. RefSeq names its product S1 RNA binding domain 1 (gene srbd1). Gene Ontology annotation, biological process: nucleobase-containing compound metabolic process; translation. The record is from RefSeq and is a predicted model, not a curated record. NCBI's taxonomy places the organism in Eukaryota, Metazoa, Chordata, Actinopteri, Cypriniformes, Cobitidae. Gene Ontology annotation, molecular function: structural constituent of ribosome; mRNA binding.
CGUCGACGAGGAAAUAAACCAUCAUGUAGUUUUUCUAUCGGUCGUGAAACUGAGGAUAAUUUGAUGCCUGUCAGAUGAACAUUAAUGUGUUGUCCUCCACGCAAAGAUGCUUCGAAGAACAAGAACAACGAAGGUGUAUAAAGAGGAGUCGACAGAUGAUGACUCUGAAGACAUAACACCCAGUCAUAUCAAAGAUGAAAGUGAAGAGUUAGACGAAUGGUUACCAGACUUAAAUGAUGGCAAAAUAAAAGGUGGACGCCAGAAGUUGAAAGAUGGAACGGCUGAUACGAAAAAAGUCACAAAGAGGGUCGCCAAACCCAAAGAGCCAAAACCUAAAGCAGAGAGGAAGCCGAGAGCAGUACGGACUACUAAAGCUAAAAAGGAGAAGCUUAGUACAGAGCGACAACCUGAGGAGACCGAUGUACCAAAGCCAACAUCACAGCAACUCAUGACAGUUAAAGACGAGAGGCUAUCCAUCAACUUGAACAGUGAGUUCAGUAAUAAUUCAGCAGUCCCAGGAGAUAUGCCUGGUGAGGGAACGUCGUCUAGCCGACGUCCUUCCAAGGUAAAAAAAGAGGAACCAGAAGACUUCACCUUUGAUGAACCUGCUCAGAAGAAGCAGAGGACAGAUGCAUCCCAAGGAAGACCAGUUAAACUCAAAUCAGGAAAUUCCUGUUCGGAAGACCUGCAGAUGAGUUGGGAUCCCAUUCAGGUUCUCGCUCAAAAGACGGGUGUUGAGCAGUGGGUGUGUGCAAACAUUGCACAACUGUUGCAGGAGGAUAACACUGUUCCUUUCAUGGUGCGCUAUAGGAAAGAGUUGAUCAACCAUAUGGAUGCAGAUGCUGUUCGAGACGUGCAACUAGUUCUUGAAGAGUUACGGUCAGUGGCAAAGAAGAGCAAGACCAUUGCUCAAACACUGAAGAAAGAAGGAAUUCUUACUUCAGAGCUGGAAAAGGCUCUGAAGAACUGUACAGCAGCUGAUGAAAUAGACCAUGUGUAUGCUCCCUAUAAAAAGGGCAGUAAGUUGUCCAAGGCCCGGCGAGCUAAGGAGCUGGGAUUGGAACCUGUUGCACUAGCUUUGCUUCAGUCACCCCAGACACUGAACCUGCAAUCCUGGAUCCAGCCCAACAAAAAGGGUUUAUCUACUCUGGAGGAGGUGGCCACAGGUGUGCAGGAGAUCCUGGCAGAUAUGAUUUCUAAAGACAAAGAGACACUCACAUAUGUCCAAUCACUGUGCGACAGGGCGAUGGUGACCAUUCACUCCUCAGUGUCUAAAACAGCCCUUAAAGAACAGCAGGAGCAGCAGGGAAAUCAGAAGAGUAAACCAAAGGACAUUGCCAAGUUCAGCCUGUAUAGUGACUUUACCUGCAACGUCCAGCAAAUCCAGCAUCAUCAGACGUUAGCCAUUAACCGUGGGGAGAAUCUGAAGAUUCUGACAGUGAAGGUCAACAUCCCCGACUGGGUGAAGAAUGAGUUCUGUAGGUGGUGCAUCAACGUCAGGUGGAAGCCACAAGGAUUUGCCCAGCCAGAACUGAUGACGGUUUUGAGGAAUGCUGCUGAGGAUUCCUACAAAAGACUCAUAAUGCCUUUUCUUAGCCGAGGCUACAGAACGAAGUUGACCGCGAGUGCGGAAAAAGAAUCUAUCGCAAUGUUUGUUCGUAAUCUACGUCAGCGUCUUCUCAUGUGUCCUGUGCGAGGGAGGGUCAUCAUGGGAGUGGACCCAGGAUUUCAUCACGGCUGUAAACUGUCCAUCCUUUCCCCCACCAGUCAGAUACUUCAAACAGAUGUGGUUUACCUGCAUGGCUCUGCUAGACAAAGAGAGGCGGGAAAACUGCGCCAUCUUAUGCUUAAACAUGGCUGCCAGACCGUUGUCAUAGGAAAUGGCAAAGCAUGCAGAGAGACUGAGGCCUUCUUUACUGACCUUAUUAAACAGCGCUUCUUCCACCCUCUUGAUGUUUCCUACUGCAUAACAGAUGAAGCAGGAGCGUCCAUCUACAGUGUAAGUCCUGAGGCUGUAAAGGAGAUGCCUGACUUGGAUCCCAACUUAAGGAGUGCAGUGUCCAUUGGGAGGCGUGUUCAGGACCCUUUAGCAGAGCUCAUUAAGAUCGACCCCAAACACAUUGGUAUUGGCACCUAUCAGCACGACGUGUCACAGAGUUUGCUGAGGGCAGCGCUGGACGGAGUGGUGCAGGAGUGUGUGAGCUUCGUGGGAGUGGACAUCAACAUCUGUUCAGAGACGCUGAUGAGGCAUGUAGCCGGCCUGAAUGCAGGGCGCGCUCGCAGCAUCAUGGAGUGGAGAGAAAAAAACGGACCAUUUCUGAACAGAGAGCAGCUAAAACUGGUGAAAGGCCUGGGCCCUAAGAGUUUUCAGCAGUGUGCUGGGUUCAUCAGAGUCAACCCAGAGACAGUGCACAGUUACACCCCUGGAGGAAAGCAAGAACUGGAUGUUCCCCAGAAACAGACAGUUGAGAAGAGAAAAGUCAAGGCCUCUGGUAGCAUCUCUAACCAGUUUAACCCAUUGGACCAAACCUGCAUCCACCCAGAGUCCUACAGUAUCGCCUUGAGGUUCUUGUCUCAAAUUGGAGGCAGUUUGGAUCAGAUGGGCAGUGCUGAACUCAGGGACAGUGUUAAGAGCAGUGUUGAGAGCAAUGGUCUGGAUGUCCUGGCCAAAUCUCUGAACACCACACCUGAGACUCUACAACUUAUAGUGGAUGGACUCACCCAACCACCCGGUUUUGACAUUCGACAGGAUUUCGAGCAGGCGGACUUUAAGAGAGAAGUCGUGUCUAUGAAUGACCUGUAUGAGGGGAUGGUGCUAACAGGUCGUGUAACAAACACUGCGUUAUUCGGAGCCUUCGUGGACAUUGGAGUCGGACGAUCUGGUCUCAUCCCGAAGCGUUACAUCACUCCUGAUAAACUUCCUGCUGACCAGAGGAGACGCAGUCUAGCCCUUGGUCCAGGUGAACGGGUGGAGGUACUGGUCAAAAAUGUGGAUCUUCAGAGGAAUCGGAUCACUCUGGAUCUCAUUAAGGUUCUCCGAUAAUUUGAAUAAGGAUUUAAAUAACAAAAAGUUAGUGUAAUGAAGAUGAACCAUUUGUAAAGUAUGCUUUAAUGCCACAAUUUUUGUAUUUGUUCAUGGGAAUGAAACGUUUUCCAUUUAGCUGCUAUGUUCUUGAAUGUUAUAAUAGAUAACUGUUGAAAUGUGUAAUGUUGGGUAAAAAUAGUUUUUGUAAUGAAUAUAUAUUGUUUUUUUCCAUGUCUGACUCCAUUUAUUUGAAUCUUUCGUUUUAUAAUAUCUUUAUAAUAUCUGUCUUUUGUUUUGCAUGUACAAUAACAUUCACUGUAGAAACAUCAUGUUUCAUUAAAGAUGAUGUUAGAAAAGA